GGUGUUGCAAAAAAGCAUUUGCAUGCUGUGGUAAGCACUUAUCUAAAAAAGGUUUUCCAAAUUAUUUCCGAUCAAGCAGUCGUUGUCUUCGCAUUCGUCCCUUUUCAUAUGGAGAUUCGCUGAGCACUUUCAUUUCGUUGCCAGUCGUUGUUUUAUUUCGUUUCGUACAGAGCUCUCCAAAAUAGAAAAUUCGAAUUUUUUUCUGUGUUUUGUUAGUCUUGCGAGUCCGUGAAAUCGAUUUCUUUAGUCCGUGAAGAAACGUGCUUCGUUUUCGCAGGUUUUUGCUAAAUUGUUCGUGUAUCCAUUGGUUCACAUUAUGAGUACCCAUCAGCAUAGCCUGGGGAGGCUGGCCCGCCGAGGCUUCAGCCUGCGGAUGAAUACGCUGGCCGGCACACUGCAAAGGCAUUACCACCCCCGGAGCAGGCCAUGUUUGCCCCGGAACGUGGGCCAGGUGGGCGAACGGUCCAAGCCAGCGUUGAAGCCCUACGACAUCGACCGAAACCGGGUGCGUAAGUUUGCCGGGGAGAGGAAGACGCUGGUCGACCGGGUGCGGGGCAUGGGCCCCAGCCUGGGACAUGCCAAGUUGGUGCCCCCAAAGGUGUACGGCAAGGCGCGGCUGUUCUCCUCCGAAAGCAGCCUCUGCAGUCGCUUGCAGCAUCUGGAAAAGCAGGAGAACGAGGAGUAUUCGGGCCGGGAGGCCCAGCCGACGCACACAGCCUCAUUGUCGGCCACCCAGCAGCGGUACAAUCAGGCGGCAGGAAUCGGCAAGGGCAUGGCCAUGCAGACGGCCAAAGAUAUCAGCCAGUCCAUCCAGGAGGAGCUGAUGGUGGUGGACGCCGACACGCGCGACAUGCUUACCUGCGAUACCAGUCGCAAGGCGCUGCGCGACUACCACGACCACAUGGCCAAGCGGUCGAAGAACUCUGUCGAUCCCAUGCAGGGUUGGAAGCAUCCAAAGAACCUCAAGUAUCUCUCCUAUAUCCCGGCCGAGAGCAGUACCAGUAGCCCAGCAGCCCAACCCGACGAUGAAGCCCAACGGCAGAUGAGGCCACGUCGCCGCCAGAUGGUCAUGGGUCAUGCCGUUCGCAAUUUCGACGCCCUAGCCAAUCCCCCGCUUCAGCUCGGCAUCGGACCCAAGUACGAGAUGUAUACCUCCAAUGCCAAGGAGAUGUUCUCGGAGCAUCGCAGCGAGCUGCGUCCGCAGACAAGUUGGCACAAGCCAAAGCCAGCCGCCGAGGACAAGCCCGAGGAUCAGCUUAUGGACGUGUCGAUGGUCCGACCAGAGCGUCCGGAUAUCACAGUGGCCAGGCGCCUCUGGAAGAACGAGGAGGACGCACCCGAGCCGGAUUCGUGGUACGAGCAGCCCAAAGCAGAGCGCGAAUUCUUAAAGCAGACCUUCCUCGGCGGAGCCAAGAGUCGCCGGAAGCUGGGACAGUCCCAGUUGGACGAACUCCACCACGAGUCGUCGGACAAUGCGGCCCAGAUUAGUGCCUCCCAGCAGGUGAUUAACCAGAAGUACGCCGCCUUCCGCAGGUCGGCAAAGGGAAAUCAGAAGCAAAUUGUAGAGUCAGUGAAUCCGACGCCGCAGCCUCAUCAAAGGACCUUUCCGGAGCCCCGGGACAAGCGCAGAAGGCGUGGAACUUCAAACCAGGCCGUCGAACGACAAGCUGCACCACGGUUUUAUGCGGGGAACAGCCCACCAGCUGCGGAAGAAGAUGAGGAUGAGAAGAGGGACUCCAGAGAGUCCAAUUGGCCAUCGCCCAGUAACUCGGUGCUCCCGUCAUCCUCGCGUAGCGAGUCACGCCUUCAAACGGAGCACAGGGCACGUGGGCAGGGUGUCAUGGGCGAGAGGCGAGCUCCCAAGAACUCGAUGGAAACUGAAACCGUCGCGGAGGACAGCGAUAUCGCUAUGCCGCCAAGUUACAAGAAGGAGUCGGCCGUCCAACGCCUGGGAAAAGCUUCUUCCAGGCACAACAGCCGCGCCUUCAACAGCUACUGAGUCUCCCAGUCCUAUCGCAAUUGCGAGGUCGUGACCUGACCUCUGCCUUCUGAAAGUCCACUCUAAUCCCGAAUCAUGGUCAUUAUUCUCCCGGUGCUACAAAAGAAACUUUCACAUUUAGUGUCUAAAUCCCUUAAUGUCAACCAAAUUGAGGCCCGGAAAUCCUGCUGGCUAAGUGUGGUAUUAUAAUCGCAAAACGAAAGUAAUUUAAAUAAAACCUAUUACAGUUGCGAACAAAAAAA
Drosophila simulans is the source of this 2241-nucleotide messenger RNA. RefSeq lists its product as uncharacterized. The coding region runs from base 317 to 1999 and encodes 560 amino acids. The transcript has a single exon. Lineage: Eukaryota; Metazoa; Arthropoda; Insecta; Diptera; Drosophilidae. The record is from RefSeq and is a predicted model, not a curated record.